AAAAGAUUAGUAGGUAUAAUUUUGUUGGAUAAAGAAAAUAAUUACCAAUAAAAACAACCGAUCAAUUCUCCCCUACUAUAAAUACGCCACAAGCCCUCCUUCCCAUCCGUGUCUCCAGGUCUGCAAAGAGACCCGCAAAACCAUGGCCUUCUCCCACCCCAUCCUCGUCCUCUCCACUCUCGUCCUCUACCUCUCCACAGCCGCACACUCCAUCGGCGUCAACUACGGCACUCUAGGAAACAACCUUCCGCCACCAGCGCAAGUGGCCAACUUCCUCAAGACCCAGACCAUCAUCGACCGCGUCAAGAUCUUCGACACUAACCCUGACGUCCUCCGGGCCUUUGCCAACACUGGCAUCUUCGUCACCGUGACCGUCGGAAACGGUGACAUCCCCGCCCUCGCAGUCCUCGCCAACGCUCGCCAGUGGGUCGCCACCCAUAUCGUCCCGUUCCACCCGCAGACGCGGAUCAAUUACAUUGCUGUUGGCAACGAAAUCAUGGCCACCGCGGACAAGAGCCUCAUCAGCCGCCUCGUCCCCGCGAUGAGGAGUCUCCACCACGCUCUUGUUCUCGCGGGAAUCCAGGACAUUAAGGUCACAUCCCCACACUCUCUUGGCAUACUCUCAAUCUCUGAGCCGCCGAGUGCCGGCCGGUUCAGGCGAGGCUACGACCAGGUCGUAUUCGCGCCCAUGCUCAAGUUCCUACGCGAGACCAAUGCACCCUUCAUGGUCAACCCCUACCCCUACUUCGCCUACUCUCCAAAGAUGGCGAACUACGCGCUCUUCAAGCGCAACUCUGGCAUCCACGACAAGUUCACAGGCAUUACGUACACCAACAUGUUCGACGCCAUGAUGGACGCCCUCCACUCGGCCAUGAAGGCCGUCGGGUACGGCGACGUGGGGUUGGUCGUGGGCGAGACCGGUUGGCCCACCAACUGCGACGGCUACGAAGCCUGUAGCGUGGCCAAUGCGGCGACUUUUAAUGGGAACUUGGUCAGGCAUGCCAGCUCGCGUAGGGGCACGCCGUUGAUGCCCAACCGGAGAUUCGAGACCUACCUUUUCUCGUUGUUUGAUGAGAACCUUAAGCCGGGUCCGACCGCUGAGAGGAACUGGGGAUUGUUCCGACCGGAUUUCACUCCGAUUUAUGACGUUGGGAUUAUGCGCAAUGGCCAGUCUGGAGGUAAUAGACCAAUGCCCAGGCCAGGAAGUCCGGCACCCGUGGCAGGCAAGAAGUGGUGCGUACCAAAGGCAGGUGCUACCAAUGCAGCGCUACAGGCAAACAUAGACUACGUUUGCAGCUCAGGGGUGGAUUGCAAGCCCAUACAAGCUGGUGGAGCCUGCUUCCAACCCAAUGCCAUUGCCUCCCACGCAUCCUUCGUCAUGAAUGCUUACUAUUACAAGUCCGGCCGCCAUGAUUACAACUGUGAUUUCGCUCACACUGCAGUCCUAACCACCCUUGACCCAAGUCAUGGUGCAUGUAGAUACGUUGGAUGAGAUGGAAACGGAGGAUAUGAGUGUAGGGCUGCCUGGGAGUUCGUCCCUAACCAGUAACCAGUAACCAGUAACCAUACUUGGAGAAAUUUAUUCUAUUGCGACUUUUUAUUAAAUUAUUUUUAUCAUCAAAUAUCUUGCUGUAAUUUAUUAAAUUAUUUGUGAUGAUUUGAUGAUAAUAUAUGCCGGACUACUAA
Messenger RNA from Alnus glutinosa, 1686 nucleotides. RefSeq names its product glucan endo-1,3-beta-glucosidase. Lineage: Eukaryota; Viridiplantae; Streptophyta; Magnoliopsida; Fagales; Betulaceae. The transcript has 4 exons. The record is from RefSeq and is a predicted model, not a curated record. Bases 143 to 1492 code for a protein of 449 amino acids. Gene Ontology annotation, cellular component: plasma membrane. Gene Ontology annotation, biological process: carbohydrate metabolic process. Gene Ontology annotation, molecular function: hydrolase activity, hydrolyzing O-glycosyl compounds.